Molecule: messenger RNA, 1434 nt
Organism: Rhinolophus ferrumequinum (greater horseshoe bat)
Lineage: Eukaryota; Metazoa; Chordata; Mammalia; Chiroptera; Rhinolophidae
Gene: SPEM2
Product: SPEM family member 2
Exons: 3
Coding region: 1-1434 (477 amino acids)
Source: RefSeq, a predicted model, not a curated record
AUGGAAAACCAGCUCUGGUAUAACACACUGGGGUGCUGCAAUCAAUAUCAAGGAAGUCCUCAGGAUGCUGAGGACUUCCUACUCCUACUACUGGGCCUCAUCAUUCUUACCAACAUUGGGAUCAAUGUGGCAACUGUGAUGUGGCAUGGGCUCCGGAAUGCCUUAGACAAGAUGAUCAAUUGGAUUAAUCAGAAAAAUAAAAUCCUGCAGACUGGUGAAAGUUCCCCCAAAGAUGUCAGGGCCCAAGAUGUCCACAUUCACUGCACCCUGGACCCUGUAGAAGUGAAGAUGGCCCCACCCACUUGCUGCUACUCUUCCUUCUACCACCAUCUCCGCAACCGCCAUCGCCCCUGCAGCCACCAGAAGAGUCGGAAGAAUCACAGACAAUUCCCCAAAAACUGCUUACCCUUCCAUAGCCCACAUCACAGCCACGAGAUGUCACGGCUGCGGCUGAUGCCGUCUUAUGAUCAGGAGGACCCGCACUCCUUCUGGAAGGAAGAGGAUGACCUGUCUUUCCCACAUCCCAAGUGCCCACGGGGGCGCUGGGGAAGGUUCUAUCAACAAAAGGGGCUGCCCUCCAACAUGAGGCUGUGGGGCCGACAGGGUGGGAUCCUGGCCAGCCUGCCACCACCCUCUCUCUAUCUUUCACCGGAGCUGCGCUGCAUGCCCAAGCGUGUGGAAGCCAAGUCAGAACUGAGGCUGCAGUCCUAUGGGCCCCACUGCUCACAGUCCCACACCUGGGGCAAUAUGGAGGCUGAGCAGUGCACUUCGUCUCCACCACCACCCCGCCGGCUGCCCCCUAACCCCUGCUGGGUCCCUGGGGGGCAAAGCUCUUAUCCCUCAGGGGGCCAGCAACUGUAUGACUCCUGCGAUCAGCAGCGGCGUGGUCUGGAAGUCUCUGAGCUUCCAUCUGCCCUGGUACCCCGGGGUUCCCGGCCCGAGGCCCAGGAGCACUACUCCCCACAGUCCCACCGUCGGAGCCUCCCCAGCCAGGCUUAUAGCCUGCCCAACCGCAGCCCCCACGCAUCCACAGGACACUUGAAUUACACUUCCCAAGAUGCCCGCGAGGUGCGGCGCCACAUGGCCGAAUGGGCUGAGGCGCUGCCCAUCCGGCACCCUCUGACCACUUCUACCUCCCUCACCAUGUUGAGUGAGGCCUCAUACCAACAGGCCCUGGCUCCCAGCUCAGCCUUACUCCCCCACUCCUCCCAGCCCCUGCCCGAAGUCCAGGCUACUGAACCCCACACACCCUCACCCACCUUCAUGCCACUCAGCCGGAGCCCGGGGGGCAAUGCCAACUACCAGGUAUAUGACAGUCUGGAGCUGAAGCGGCAGGUGCAGGAGAACAGAGCACGGGCCAACUCACUGCCACCACCUUCCAGCUCAACCUCGAGGCCCUUGCUGCACAGGAGCCGGACUGGGAAACUUAACUGA